This is a messenger RNA of Prunus armeniaca (apricot), 639 nucleotides long. NCBI's taxonomy places the organism in Eukaryota, Viridiplantae, Streptophyta, Magnoliopsida, Rosales, Rosaceae. The record is from the annotation of a GenBank genome assembly.
AUGUCUGAGAAAUACGAACAUCGCCAUACCAAAAACAUCGAGCUAGAGCAUGACUACCACACUCUGAAGCGUAACUGGGAGAGGACUCAGGCCCAGGGCUCCCAACAUGACUUUACCCAGGAUGUUGAGCAUACCCAGCCAAACCAGCCUGUGCACUCCCGCCAUAAUGCCCCAGUCCAGUCUAGGCUCAGCAAGGGUAAAGGCCCCCUCCAUCCGGAGAUGACCAAGUCACGGCUCCUCCAUAUCUCCCCACCGAAGGACCGGCCCCAUGAACCUGUCAAGAUCUAUAGAGAUUGUAGGGACCGUCUCUUGGACCAUCAGACAGACCCUAUCCCUAUUCCUGUUAAUCUCAAGAACCCAACGGUGGCAUACCUGGGCCUCCCACCGAAGCCAACCCACCUACCUACUGGAGAAGGUGCAGGGGACUCGGAUAACUGGGAACAUUACCAUCCAGAUGACUGGGAAUCGUAUCACACUAAGGCAUUCAAAGAGUGGGAACCUUCCCCAGCCCCUGCUCAUCCACACCCCAGGCCUUCAGCACCUGAGACCCUCUCUCAUGCCGACUCACCCAUGAGGCUUCUAUUUGAGAAGGUCCAGUGCCUGGAGAAUGAGCAUCAACGCAGCCACCAGCCCCUCUAG